This is a messenger RNA of Phytophthora infestans T30-4, 2958 nucleotides long. RefSeq lists its product as uncharacterized. Gene Ontology annotation, biological process: rRNA processing. Gene Ontology annotation, cellular component: small-subunit processome; Pwp2p-containing subcomplex of 90S preribosome. The record is from RefSeq and is a predicted model, not a curated record. Lineage: Eukaryota; Oomycota; Peronosporomycetes; Peronosporales; Peronosporaceae. Bases 358 to 2958 code for a protein of 866 amino acids. The transcript has a single exon. Gene Ontology annotation, molecular function: protein binding.
CCUAAAUGUGUGUGUAGCAGCGACAUCGCUCGCUAUCGGCAUCCGUGAUGCGGACUUAGAUGUGUUCAGAGUCCGUCCGCAUCGCGUGCGUCCUCUUGUUUGUGGCUGCAUCCAGGACUAGCAGCUGCCAAAAAGUGCAAGUUCGCGAGACCUUCUCCGUGGGGAUCCAUUAUUCAACUUGCGCUCUUCAGCUUCAGGUUAAGUCCUCCAAGUAACUGGGCUACAGUGUCCGAGCAGAUCACCCAUGCUUCCUACGUCUCUGCGCUCGUUAUUACAGUCGGUGUAAGCUAUUCACCUCGGAACCUUGACACCAUGGAUGACUCGUAGACACGCUAAGCUUGCUUCACACCGACCGUGAUGCUGCACCCGGACACGUAUCUGAACAAGAUUCUGGUGGGGUCGGAGCAAGGAGCACUGCAGUUGUGGAAUAUCCGCAAGAUAAAGUGCAUUUACGAGUUCAAAGGAUGGGGGAGCGCUGUCAACGCAAUGGAACAGAGUCCCGCAGUGGACGUCGUGAGUAUCGGACUGGCCGAUGGAAGACUCAUGGUGCACCACUUGCAGCUAGACCAACAGGUGCUGGACUUUAAGCAGGACCAAAAGAGCGGGAUCACAGCCAUGUCGUUCCGUACGGAUGCAGGCGCUUCGACGACUCCCUUGGUGGUGUCGGGGUCGCGAUCCGGUGACAUUGCAGUGUGGAACCUGCAGACUAAACGUCUCGAGUCGGUGAUCCCAGGUGCACACGAUGGUGCGGUAGUCUCGCUGCAGUUCUUGGCGAACGAGCCGUUGUUGCUGUCUUCGGGUACAGAUAACUCCAUCAAGAUGUGGAUUUUCGACCACCUGAACGGCGGCACGGCUCGCCUGCUCAAGUCUCGUGAGGGUCACCGAGCCCCGCCGACGCGUAUUCGUUACUAUGGCAAUAAUACUCUCGCUACGAUGGCGGACGGUGCGGACGGCACGUGCUGUCAGAUCCUGUCGGCCGGUCAGGAUCGCGCCUUCCGUGUGUUCCACACGGCUCGGGAACAGCAGAGCAGAGAGCUUUCCCAAGGUCCAGUACUCAAGAAAGCUCGCAGUUUGAAUGUGCGGUUGGAGGACCUGAAGCUGCCGCCCAUUGUGCAGUUCGCGGCGAUGGAGACGCGUGCUCGCGACUGGGCGAACGUGGUGACGUGCCACGAGAACGAGAUCGCGGCGUAUGUGUGGCGCUUUGAACACCGAGCUAUUGGCAAGAAGGUGCUACGUCAGUUCGACCCGAGCAACCGCGUCCCAUCUGGUAGCGUGGAGGACUUACGUCGUAAGAAGACACAAGCUACAAGUGUCGCUAUCAGCUCCUGUGGCAACUACGCACUAGUGGGAGGUCUGGGUGGUUCAGUCUUCCGAUACAACAUGCAGUCUGGUGAGAAGCGUGGCUCGUACCCUGUAGCAGCGACACCGAAGGCGAAGAUCAUUCGCUCACUGAUACUGCCUGGCUCGGAUCUGUCAGCUCUGCAGAACGAUGAGGCUGAUAAGACUGCUGCGGAUGCUCACGAUGGACCGGUCAGUGCGGUGGCUGUUGACGCGCUGAACGAGACGCUGGUGUCAGCGGGUAUCGACGGCAAGCUCAAGUUCUGGGGCUUCAAGAAGCACGAGCUGCGCUUUGAGAUGGACGUUGGCUCUCCGAUCAGUCAGAUGGAGCUGCAUCGCGACAGUAAUUUGCUCUGCGUGGCGUGCGAUGACCAGGUGCUGCGUCUGUAUGACGUGACGACCCACAAACUUGUACGUCGCUUUGCCGGCCACUCGCACCGUGUCACGGACAUGACGUUCAGCUCGGAUGCGCGGUGGCUCUUCUCGUCUUCAGCUGAUGCCUCGUUGCGUGUGUGGGACAUCCCGACGGGCAAGUGCGUGGACUGGAUGCGUUUCCAGAAGCCUGUGACGGGUCUGGCUGUGUCCCCGACGGGCGAGUUCCUCGCUACUACACACGUGAGCCACGUCGGUAUCUUCUUGUGGGCGAACCGAAGCUUCUUCACCGAGGUCUUCCUGGACUCGGAGCCUACGGAACCCAUCCUCAUGGACAUGCCUGUGUCUCUCAACGAAGUGGAUAACAGCGACCAGCUCGGAUUUGGCACCGAACGUAACCCACAACUGUCCGUGUCAAGUGUUAUUGAGCAGCCUAAGAGUGUCAAGGUGGAGGAAAGUGAGGAGAGCUCGGACCCACUGGACGCGUCGUUGAUUACUCUGUCGACGGCCCCACGUGCGUUCUGGCAGUCUUUGUUCAAUUUGGAGCUGAUCAAAAAGCGUAACAAGCCUAUUGAGCCUCCGAAGGCCCCCGAACAAGCCCCGUUCUUCCUCCAGACAGUACGUAAAGACGAUGUCCACCCGACUUUCGUUCCAGUGGCAUCCGAAGCGAAGAAAGAAACUGAGAAGAAGGACGAGGAGGACGUUGCGAUGGACGGCUGGGGUGCUGGUGAUGAUGAUGAGGCCUGGGGUGACGAUGACGGUGAAGAGCCGGAAGAUGAAGUGGCUGCUCCUAGCUCCCGUAUCGUCAAGACGGAGGGCAUGGUGACUACCCGCUGUAAGCUAGCAACGCUGUUGGCUAAGGCUGUACAGGAGGAGGAAGACGAGGACCACACAGUCUCGCGCUUCAAUGAGGUGGCCAAGUACAUGCAGUCGCUGUCUGCGUCGGCUGUGGACGUCGAGAUGAGCACUCUGUGCAUGGGAGACUUUGACGAGGAGGGGAAGAAGCUGCUCGGUUGGUUCCUGGAUUUCUUACGUGAGGAGAUGCAGACACGUCGUAACUUUCAGGUGCUCCAGGCAUACCUGAACCGGUUUCUGAAGCUGCACGAAGAGCUGUUGGUCGCGGACUCGACAUUGCUGGCGCGGGUGGACGAACUGGGAGCCGUGCAGCAGCAGCAGUGGCAACACUUGCAGAAGUUGCUGCACAACAAUUUGUGUCUGGUGCAGUAUCUCAGUAAGAUCCAGAUGUAG